Cylicostephanus goldi is the source of this 540-nucleotide messenger RNA. The record is from the annotation of a GenBank genome assembly. NCBI's taxonomy places the organism in Eukaryota, Metazoa, Nematoda, Chromadorea, Rhabditida, Strongylidae.
AUAAACGAAGAGUUUCUUUUACAGAGACUUUUUAUUGCCUUAUUUGGUCACGGAUUUUGCUCCUACAUGAGAUUAACUAUGUUUAGAAAGGUAAGCAGUAACUUAAAUAAUUCAGCUGCCAAACUUCCCACCCAGGUAAUGCGCCAUGGUUGCGCCUACUUCGAUGAGGAGCGAAACAGCCCUGGCAGGAUUCUCACCAAGAUUAUAAACGACUCAUCAAGCUUGAAUAAAAUUAUGGAACAGAAACUUGAUCUUUUGAUUCCGGCUAUCAUUUGCCCAGCAUUCUCCUUCAUUGCUGCGAUGUAUAUCAACUGGAAAAUGGCUCUUUUAUGCUCAUUUCAAUUUCCCGCCUAUUUUAUCAUUCGAAUUGUGCAAAUCAAGGAGGGAACAAAGAGGCAGAGAGAAAUGGUCAACGAGGAAAAUAACGCAGCAAAUCUAGCCACUAUUGUGCUUUCAAACAUGAGCACAAUUAAGGCAUACAAUUUGCAAGAACAUUUCUACUCCAUUUUUACCAAAACUUUGGAGCCGCUUGCCAGGUGA